UUCAUCAGUCACUCUGGCCUUCUCUCUCUCCAUCUGACCAGCAGGCCAUCACUCGUCCUCAGAAUGUCUAUGCCCAAAUCAGAGAACACCUCCACCCUGGAGAACGCCAUGCAGCUCUUGAUCCAGACCUUCCAUAAGUACUCUGGGAACGAGGGGGACAAAUACACACUGAGCAGGGCUGAGCUCAAAGAGAUGCUGACCGUAGAGCUCGGCAACUACCUGGGGAAUGCCCAGGAUAAGGAGGCAGUGGAUAAGGUGAUGGCAGACCUGGAUUCCAACAAUGACGGGGAGGUAGAUUUCACAGAGUUCAUCAUCCUGGUCGGGGCUCUUACUGUGGCCUGCAACGACUUCUUCUUGGAGUGCAACAAUAAGCCAGAGAAGAAGUAGUGAACACGCCCUCUAAACACCCACACGCUCCACAGUUGAGACGGAAGAGAAGGUCAUCAUGUCAUGGACCUCACAUUCACACACAGAUAACACACACACACACACACACACACGCACACACACACACACACACCUAAUGCAGUAAACGUCCAAUCAUUCCAUUACAAGCCGUAUGUAUUGCUAUGUAAACAUCUAAAUAGUUUAAGUCAGUUUCAAGACCUGUUAUCAUUAUUGAAUAUAUGGAUGUAUUUCUCUUCCUUUUUGUCUUUUUGUGUAUUUUAUAACACAUUCAU
Messenger RNA from Pseudoliparis swirei, 680 nucleotides. It is a transcript of the gene s100t, whose product is annotated as S100 calcium binding protein T. The transcript is spliced from 3 exons. The coding region runs from base 64 to 387 and encodes 107 amino acids. Gene Ontology annotation, molecular function: calcium ion binding; transition metal ion binding. The record is from RefSeq and is a predicted model, not a curated record. Lineage: Eukaryota; Metazoa; Chordata; Actinopteri; Perciformes; Liparidae.